Molecule: messenger RNA, 2258 nt
Organism: Labrus mixtus (cuckoo wrasse)
Lineage: Eukaryota; Metazoa; Chordata; Actinopteri; Labriformes; Labridae
Gene: dcaf17
Product: ddb1 and cul4 associated factor 17
Exons: 14
Coding region: 435-1964 (509 amino acids)
Biological process (GO): protein ubiquitination
Cellular component (GO): Cul4-RING E3 ubiquitin ligase complex
Source: RefSeq, a predicted model, not a curated record
CAGUAGAAGAAGAAGUAGUAAACACAACACGGGGUAGCGCAGCUAGCAUUUGAAGCUAACUUUAGUGAUACCGUCCAUACCGGUCAAAGCUUAGUAUUGUCCAUUGACAAACAUAAUUAAAUUUUCUCUUAUCAUAUGACAACUACCAAGUUCUUCAUAUGCAUCAAGGCUAGGUACGACUUUGGAAAGAAUUAAAAGAAGAAGAAAGAGAUAUCUAGGUGUUUACUCAAGUUAGCUGUUAACUUUUGGUGUUUGCUCAAGCUAACCUGAAGAGGAGGUUCAGUGGUGUCGAGAAGAUGGAGUUCAUAACUACCUUCAACUAGGAAAAGAUCCCGGCCUUACCUGGCUCUGUCUGUGGUCUUGGACUCAGCUCAGGUUGUGGUCUCCUGUCAUGGUCUUGGACAUCCUCUUGUAGGAACAAGGUCUGUCCAGUGAUGGCGCAGUAUCAGAGAAAACGACCCGUUAACACGACUGAUUUGUUGAGUCGAAGGAGUAGAGGGAUCAGAGAUGCUGGCACUAUCACCAGACACAAUAUGAAACUCCUAAGAGCUAUCCUCCUUCAGGACAACAGGGUUUUUAUUAAAGUCUGGAGUAAGACGUCAAAGUCCACAAUAAUGUAUGAGAAUGGUAAAAUCUACUUUGAGAAUUACCAGAACUGCUACAGCUGUGUUCAUUCCCAGCCUCAUAUUCUCUACAAACUUCCCAAGAAGUCUAAAUUAGAAAAAUUUGAAGAUGCCUUGCUGUGUCAGAGCCCGCUUGACAAAACAUUACCUUCCCUCUCUGACCACAAACCCAGCCUCUUGGCUUUGACAGCCAAUAACUGGCUGUAUCGUCUCUCACCUGAAACAGGGGAAGAGCUGCAGAGGGUUUACCUCUCUUCAAAGCAUAAGUUCAGGUACCUUAGCUGGGAUGUUUCUCAAGAAAUGUUUUAUGUGAAAUCUGUUCAGAACAAAGAAAUGUCACUGGAACGACAGGCUGGUAUAACUCAGAAUGUAGUGAUGCAUCUGGCCAUUUUUCAUGUUUUCCCCUUGAAAAUUGUGGGAAUUUUGGAGAUCAGCAAAAAGGUAUUUGGAAGCGGUGUCACAGAUGUCUUCCUCUCUCAGGGUGUUCUCGUGGUGUCGCACAGCAACAAGUCAGUGAAGCUGUACAGCUUUGAGCACAUCCUCAAAAAGCACUUGACAGAGAAGAUAACUCUUGGAAAGCAGAGUUCCCUUCUAGGAGGAAAAACAGUGGGAGAAGCUCCGUUUGGUAUUCCAGUAAAUAUCCAGAUCACAGAUUGCCCUCCAGUGCUUUUUGAGAUGUCAUGCUCUAAUAAUGCUAUCCAGAUAGGGGGUUACCCAUGGCACUACAUCUACACACCACCACAUAAACGUCACAAUGGGACUCACCACAUCUGUUCACUCAAGGACAGCUCUCUGGCAACAAAUGGAAUUCAAAACAUGAACUGCUGCUCUCUAGAAAGGGAUGGGAUCUUCUUCCACCCUGAUGACUCAGGACGAAUUAUUCAUCUGGGACCAACAAACAUAAAUGUCCUUAAGAUCCUGGGUGAACUGAACAGUGGUUUGCCAUCAAAGGUUAAUAUUGAUUUCUCUAUGGAAACCCAUCGAAACAACCGUUCUACCUCACAGGUGACUGUCACGUCAUCGGGCCGCACGGUGAAAAGAAGAUUUCAACCGCUGGAUGACGACCCAGAUCAAGAGACUUUCCGUAUGGUGGAAUAUGAGGAUGAGUUGGAUCUUCUGGCAGUGGUAGUAACAAAUGGUGAGGAGGGAGAAGGAAGAGCCAGCAUCCGUCUCCAUGACAACCUGAGUGGGAAGUUACUGCGUACAGUUGAUCUGGAUGAACCUUUGGAUGAGACUUAUCGACAUGAGUUGUUCUUCGACAAGGACACCAUAGUUCAUAUCGCACAAAAGAACACCAGCUUCUGCUGCCAUGUCUACAAACUCCAAGCUUCAAGAAGAUAAGAGGCUCUAAGAUUAAUGAAGCUCCUGGAGAGAAGCUAAGAAUGUGUAGAUAUCUGUUUCCAACUUUUUUCAUGUGCUGUAAAACUCAAGUCCUGUCCGGGCUUUUAGUGCCUUUAUUGAAGAGACGGGACAAUGGAAAUAGCCGGAAAUUGGGGGGAGAGAGAGUGAGGAAUGACAUGUGGAGAAGGAGACACACGUUUGGAUUCAAACCUGGGCCGUCCGCUUUGAGAACUACAGCCUCAGCGUAAACCAACCACUCAGCCACCAGCGCCCCAAAAAGUACUGUUUUUAAAU